Messenger RNA from Penicillium subrubescens, 1336 nucleotides. It is a transcript of the gene leu2A, whose product is annotated as 3-isopropylmalate dehydrogenase LEU2. NCBI's taxonomy places the organism in Eukaryota, Fungi, Ascomycota, Eurotiomycetes, Eurotiales, Aspergillaceae. Gene Ontology annotation, biological process: L-leucine biosynthetic process. Gene Ontology annotation, cellular component: cytosol. The transcript is spliced from 5 exons. Bases 64 to 1236 code for a protein of 390 amino acids. The record is from RefSeq and is a predicted model, not a curated record. Gene Ontology annotation, molecular function: NAD binding; magnesium ion binding; 3-isopropylmalate dehydrogenase activity.
CGAUCCAAUUGAGUCACCUCCAAUUGACAAGUUUCUAUUCCGUCUGUUCAAUUAGCCCUCACAAUGCCUUCCUUCAAUGUUGUCGUCUUCGGUGGUGACCACUGUGGUCCCGAGGUUACCGCUGAGGCUAUCAAGAUUCUCAAGGUGAUCGAGAAGAAGCGCGAUGUUACCUUCAACCUGCAGGACCAUCUGCUCGGCGGUGCUUCCAUCGAUGCCACCGGCUCUCCCCUCACCGACGAGGCCCUGGAGGCCGCUAAGAGCGCCGACGCUGUCCUCCUGGGCGCCAUUGGCGGACCGGUACGUCCGAUACCUUCUUCCGAACAAGCAAAAGGAGUACAAAAGAGGAGACAUAUACUUACACAACCUUGUCCAUCUCUAGAAAUGGGGUACCGGCGCCGUCCGUCCCGAGCAGGGUAUCCUGCGUCUGCGCAAGGAAAUGGGUACAUUCGGCAACCUGCGUCCCUGCAACUUCGCCGCUCCCUCGCUGGUCGAGAGCUCCCCCUCAAGGCCGACGUCUGCCGCGGCGUCGACUUCAACAUCAUCCGCGAGCUGACGGGUGGUAUCUACUUCGGCGACCGCAAGGAGGACGAUGGCUCCGGCUUCGCCAUGGACACUGAGCCCUAUUCGCGUGCCGAGAUCGAGCGCAUCAUCCGUCUGGCCGCCCACCUGGCUCUGCAGCACAACCCCCCUCUCCCCGUGUGGAGCCUGGACAAGGCCAACGUCCUGGCUACUAGCCGUCUCUGGCGCAAGGUCGUCACGGAGGUUAUGGAGAAGGAGUUCCCCCAGGUCCAGAUCGGUCACCACCUGAUUGACUCUGCUGCUAUGCUUAUGAUUAAGGACCCCCGUAAGCUGAACGGUAUCGUCGUUACUAGCAACUUGUUCGGUGAUAUCAUCAGUGAUGAGGCUAGUGUUAUUCCUGGUUCGCUGGGUCUCCUGCCCAGUGCCAGUCUGAGCGGUAUUCCCGAUGGCAAGAGCCGUGUCAACGGUAUCUACGAGCCUAUUCACGGCUCUGCCCCCGAUAUCGCCGGCAAGGGAAUUGUCAACCCCGUCGCUGCUAUCCUCUCCGUCGCCAUGAUGAUGCAGUACUCCUUCGGCAUGUUCGACGAGGCCCGCAUCAUCGAGAAGGCUGUCGAGAACGUCAUCGAGGCUGGUGUCCGCACAGGCGACAUUGGCGGCGAGGCCACUACCAUUGAGGUUGGUAAUGCCAUCGCUGUCGAGCUCGAGAAGCUGCUCUAGAGAAAAAAGUGGCCAGUUGCGUCUCACUGGCAGACGUUUCUUAUAUGACAUUUAAUGACUGUAGAAACCAAAAUUGAAUACCCUUUCGGAUCUGUUUCAA